UCUUGGUCAUUGAAAAAGAACGUUCGUCGUUCCCCUUCUGAGAAAGGUAAGGUUAAGAGAAUCGCGUGUGUUGGAAUAAUCUUCUUGGACUACUUUGCUACUCUUCUUUGACAUUAUGUACGAGGAUUAUAAUGAGUACGAACCCUAUGACGAAUAUGGACCGGCGGAUGUACACACCGAGCCAUACGAUAGAUUAAGCUAUCGUCAAGUACCCGAAGUGGUACGAAAGUUUCUCGUCUAUUUGAGAAAUUGCAUUAACGAAGGAAUGAUUUUUGAAAUUCAAAAUUUAUACGAGUCAUCCUUUCCAAAGAUUUCGGAACAAUUGUUUGAUAAAUCAUCUUGGCCGGAUGCAUCGAGUAUUGCUCACAUCGUUGACAAUGAUUUAGUAUUUCUAAUUCUUUAUAAGGAACUUUAUUAUCGUCAUAUCUAUGCUAGAAUGCAAGGACCAACGUUGGAGCAACGUUUUGCAUCUUUCUAUAAUUACUGCGAUUUAUUUAAUUACAUAGUAUCUCCAGAUACACCCGUUCAAUUGGAAUUGCCCGAUCAAUGGUUGUGGGAGCUUAUUGAUGAAUUUGUUUAUCAAUUUCAAUCGUUCACGCAAUACCGUGCAAAUUUAUCCAACAAAACGCCCGAUGAAAUAGAAAAUUUAAAUGCCAACAGUAAAAUAUGGGAUGUUCUGUGCGUUUUAAACGUUCUUCAUUAUUUAGUAGAAAAGUCAAAUAUAAAGAGACAAUUGGAAGUAUAUGCGAGCGGAGGGGAUCCCGAUUCUGUAGCAGGAAUCUUUGGCAAACACUCGUUGUACAAGAUGUUGGGCUAUUUCUCCCUCGUUGGUCUUUUAAGAUUACAUUCUUUACUGGGAGAUUACUAUCAGGCAAUUAAAGUUUUAGAAAACGUCGAGCUGUAUAAAAAAAGUGCUUACUCUCAUGUACCAGGUUGUCAAAUAUCAACUGCUUAUUACGUUGGAUUUGCUUAUAUGAUGAUGCGUAGAUACGCAGAUGCCAUUAGAACCUUCUCUGGUAUUUUACUUUAUAUUCAACGCACCAAACAAUUGUUUGCAACACGAAGUUAUCAAAAUGAUCAAAUUAAUAAGCAAACGGAACAAAUGUAUCAUCUCCUGGCUAUUUGUCUCGUUCUUCAUCCGCAGUGUAUAGAUGAAGGUUUGCAGCAAGCAUUGAGGGAUAAAAAUUAUCACGAAAAGAUGUAUAAAAUGCAAUAUGGAGAUCUUACUGAAUUUGAAUCGUGUUUCUUAUUCGCGUGUCCUAGAUUUUUAUCUUUGACACCAUCUAAUCCUGAUAAUUUGCAUGAAGACUAUGUUAGAGAAGCCAUUAGACAUCAAACUCAAGUGUUUAUGGAUGAAGUCGUGCAACAAAAAAUGUUACCUACAAUACGUUCUUAUUUGAAAUUAUAUACGACUUUACCUUUAAGCAAAUUAGCUACUUUCAUGGGCAGUGCCACUAGGCAAGACGAUAGCUGGGAUUUGGAUAAAGAAGUUAACAUGCUGACCAUUCAUUUGUUAUGUUUCAAACAUAAGAUGAAAAAUAUUGUCUGGACAAAAGGUGCAUCGGGAUUAGAUGGCAAAUUUCAAUCCGGCUCUGAGUUGGAUUUCUAUAUAGAUCACGACAUGAUUCACAUUGCGGAUACAAAGGUAGCACAUAGAUAUGGAGAUUUUUUCAUCCGUAAAAUUUUAAAAUUUGAAGAAUUAAAUCGCAAAUUACAUCACAUCAAAAUUUAAUUACAACAACAAUUCAUUAUAUGGAAAAGUAAGAAGGAUAAUAAAAUGUCAUAAUAAAGAAAAUAUAUGUACUUUUGUUAUUAA
Molecule: messenger RNA, 1816 nt
Organism: Polistes dominula (European paper wasp)
Lineage: Eukaryota; Metazoa; Arthropoda; Insecta; Hymenoptera; Vespidae
Gene: eIF3l
Product: eukaryotic translation initiation factor 3 subunit L
Biological process (GO): translational initiation
Cellular component (GO): cytoplasm; eukaryotic translation initiation factor 3 complex
Molecular function (GO): protein binding; translation initiation factor activity
Source: RefSeq, a predicted model, not a curated record